AUGUCUAUUAGUUGUUUAAAUGGUACUCUACCUGAAUCAUUGGAUGUUGGUGGUAUCUUUCCUUGCGAUAUUAUUGUUGGAGGUUCUUUCAAUAUUUCUCUCUCAAAUAACGAAACUGCCACCAAUUUACUUCGUUUCGAAUAUGCAACCAUGUCAUGGAAAGCAAUUAAUGAUAUUAUCGGCACACCUAAAAGUGUUGCUAUUCUUGACAAUAGAUUGUUUAUUGGUGGUAAAUUUGACAAUGCAGAAUUCUACAUUUAUGAUACAUUUAUGAAUGUUGCCAUUCCACUAGUUAAUGUGAGUGGUGUUCAAGAUAUUAACGUUCAAAAAGAGGAUUUAGGAUUGGAUACUAUUCUAAUUGCAGGUGCAUCAUUUCCAAAUAAUCUAAGCAAGAUUGCCUAUUAUACCAUUUCCAAUUCUUCCUUUUCAUUUGCUGGUUUCGUACCUUCUGGCCAAGUGACACAAGUUAAAUAUGUUAAAAACUUAGUGGCAGGUACAAGUGGUACUAUAUUUGCCGUCAUUGAUAGUAGUCUAUAUAGAAGAGAUGGAAAUGGCCUAUUUUCAAAAAUGUUUGAUCUUUACUUUAGGAGAAUAGAAGUUUUGGGUAAGACCAGUGAUGAACCAGGAUCGGUUUUAGCGUUAACAGAUAGUAAAUAUUAUAGUAAUUUGUUACUAUAUUAUCCUAAAACCAAAGGUUGGAGAACAAUUUCGAAUUCAGGAAUACAGGUAAAUGAUGUUGCAUUUGAUUUCAAUACUUGCAUGGUUUCUGAUAGGUUUGGUCCAACAUGUAAUAAUUCGUUCAAUAGCUUUGGCUAUGGAGCUACUGGGUCCAUAAUCACACUUCCAGCAUUUAUCAAUAUUUCAACUCCAUUAAUUUCCAUUAAUGAUGGUGAAUAUGAAAGAUAUAGAUAUGAAUGGCAAUUUCAAGGUUCUACUCGAUUGACCAACACUUCUUCCUUAUAUUGGGAGAAUCCAUUUAAAUUUCCUAUAAUUAGUGAUCGAGACAAGUAUAUGUUCUUCAGUGUUUAUGAUAAUUAUACUGGCUUUUUAGUAUUGAAGAGAUUGUUCUUUGUUGGUAUCCCAAUUCCAAACCUUACUUGGAUGUCAGUUCAGUAUUUAGGGAACUUUAAUUUCAAGUUGUUAUCAAAUUGGAAAUUAUCAACAGAGGAUCCAGAUUUAAUUUGUUCAGUUGGCUAUGUAGAUCGCUCUUUUGAAACACUAUCAGAUUUAACCAAUAGUAAGAAUUUCACUCUAUUUAAUGUUUCUUGCACUGAAUUAUUUUCGAGUUCAAUAACUCUUAAAGUGCCUUACUAUGGAAAAUCCAACACCAAGUUGUUUAUUUCUGCCAAUAAUUUCAAAUACAACUAUCUUGAACCAAGACUCUCUGCUCAAAAAGAAAUUAUUACUAAUUUUCCAGAGUUCUUUGCAACAAUGAAUGAUACUAUUGUCGAUUUGAAAUAUUAUUCAACCAAUAAUGUAAUUUCCUAUUCACUACUUGUUUCAACAAAUAUUCCAACGUUGAAUUGUGAGAUUAAUGUAACAUUUGGUAAUGAUACCAUUUACUCAACAAGUAGAUAUACCAAUGAAACUAUAACAAUUCAAUUCGACUUGACUUUACCUUAUUACGUUGAAACACAACUAUUGAAUGUCAUGGUUAAUUUAUCAAAUAGUGAAUAUUUCAUUGAAAAACAAGUUAAUUUCAAUUAUUCACUUCCAGUAGAAUGUGGUGUGUGUGAACAUGAUGGUACUUGCGUUAGAAAAUUGAAAUCAAAAGUUCAACAAUGUAAUUGUGCUCCAUUAUAUACUGGUAUUAAUUGUGAAACAUGUUUUGGAGGAUCAGUAAUGAUCAAUGAUACAUGUACAUGUCCAUAUGGAAAGUAUCAAUCUGGAUCUAGUUGCCUAGUUGACUAUUCCAUUUUAACUUGUUAUGGUAAAAACUAUACUAACCCAUCAGUGUGUUCAAAAAGGGGGAAAUGUAUUGAGAUGAAUACAUGUAAAUGUGAUAUUGGAUAUACUGGAUCAGAAUGUGCAAUUCCAAUAUGCAAUGGUAAAAAUGCUUCAGAACCAACGGUUUGUGGAGGUAUUGGAAGAUGUGCAUAUCCAAAUAUUUGUUUCUGUGGAUUGAACUUCGCAGGAUCAGAGUGUCAAAUUCCUACUUGUAAUGGAUAUUACAUAGUUGCCCAAGCUUGUAAAAACGGUGGUUCAUGUAAUACCAAAACUCACUUGUGUGAAAAUUGUUUAGCUCCAUAUACAGGACAAGACUGUGGUGAGUGUAUUGAGGGAUAUAAUUUGAUCAGAGAAAUUUGCUACCCAGUCUGUUUUGGAUAUUCUUCAAUAGAUUAUAGAGUUUGCAGUGGACAUGGAAAUUGUUCUUUCAAUAAUGGUCCAGUUUGUAGUUGUAAAACAAAUUAUACAGGAAUCAAUUGUGAAUAUAAUAUUAAUGAUAACAAUACCAAUAGUAACAAUAAUACUUUGAGUAAUUGUAAGGAAAAUUUUGGUGGCUCCAAUUGUAGUUUUGAAUUAACAUACAGAGCCAUUUCAUCAAUUAAUCCAAAAUAUGAUUUUUCAAUUUCCACUUUAGUUAUUACCAAAGUUCCAUAUGCUUCAAUAGAAUAUUCAUGGAAGGAAGAUAGUGGUACUCUUACUCUUACUGAUUCAUUUUCUACUCAACCAACUUUGGUCAUUAAAUCCAAUAAUCCAGCUCUCACUGAAGGAUUGAAAUUGAAUUUUACAUUGACAGUUACAAUUACAGAGCCAGGAAUGAAACUUUAUUACAUAAGAAAAACAUUUGAAACUAGAGUGAAUAAUCUUCCAAUCAUUCAACAAUUCAAGGUUAUGGAUAAUUCUACUGGAUUGGAAACUACUAGUGGAGUUGGUUUCCAAACAGUUUUUAAAGUAACAUGCCUUGCAUAUGAUCCAGAUUCUGAUCCUAUUUCCUAUUCUAUUGGAUAUUUAUCUGGUGUUUCCAAUAAUAUUAUAAGCAAACGAGUUGGAGAUACAACAUUCUAUUUCAAAUUGCCAUUUACAAGUGUAGGAUAUGUUACAUUAUAUCUGAGUGUUCUUGAUUCAAAUUUAGGAGAGAGAAUACAAUAUGUCAAUGUUACAUUAUCAGAUCCAACUGCUACUUUAGAGGAUGGUGCUAAAAUUGACUUUGCUAAUCAAAUAUUGAAUUCACCAAAUGUCACAGUUGCAGAUGUUGCAAGUUCUGCUUAUUAUUUGACAACUGUUAACUCCUCAUCAACAAGUCAAACUGUUGAAUUACGUACCAAGUUGAUUGAUGUGGUUAGCUCAACUAUUUAUUCACAAGAUAAGGAUACAGCUUUAGAAAUCGUCAGUGUCGUUGUAAAUGAGCCAAAGUUUAUUUCCUAUUCAACACAAAUUAAAGUGUUAUCACUCAUGAAUGAUACAUCUAUAACUAGCUCCCAAGCUGAAAAAGUGUUGACAGUCACUGCAAAUCUGCUAUCAGUAUCUAGUGAUUCAGUUUCUAGCAAUCUUAUUAAGGACAUUAUUAAUGUUGCUGCACAAACAAAAGCUGCAUCUAUUCCAGUAGGCUCUUCAUCAACUGUAAUUUCUGAAAAUAUCAAAUCUACAGUUGUUAAAAAUACAAUCUCUUCACUUUCCUCUACUGUAUUCGAUUCCUCAAUAGGAAUUAAUAGUAUUAAGCUUCCAUCAGAUUCUCUCAGUCAAGUUUUAUCAAAUUCUGGAUUUGAUUCAUCCAAUUCAAUUGUAUUGAGUAUGAAUGUUGCCUCAAAGAAAUUAUACUCCUAUCAACAAUGGAACAAUACUGCACCAUUUUUUAUUUUCAAAAUCUUGUCAGGAAUUGAUACCAGCAAAACAUUGAGUGUUUCUGGAUUGACAAAUCCAAUUGAAUUUGACCUGAAUGUUGAGUCGGUUUCUUCUAAUUUAACAACUAAAUGUGUCUAUGUUAAUGAAAAAACUCAAAGUUUGAGUACAGAAGGAGUUGAAACAAUUAUUGUCAGCUCUACAAAAGUUAAAUGUAGAGUUUAUCACUUGACAGAUUUUACCACAAUUCCAGUGAGAAAGAUUGAAGCAUCCACUUCUCCUAUUAUUAAACCAUCUGCAACAUCCUCAACAACAGUAGUACUUGGACAUUCAAAUAGAUCCUAUUUGAGUGUAAUUGUUCAAAUAAUUGUAGUUGUUACAUUGGUGGUUGUACUAUAUGCUUAUUAA
Molecule: messenger RNA, 4191 nt
Organism: Naegleria gruberi
Lineage: Eukaryota; Heterolobosea; Eutetramitea; Acrasida; Naegleriidae
Exons: 1
Coding region: 1-4191 (1396 amino acids)
Source: RefSeq, a predicted model, not a curated record